CCUUGCAAGAAAGCGGUUUGUGCAAAGCUCCAUGGAAAUGUGUGAACGGAAUCCCUUAAAUCCCGGCUAUGUUGGUUCUCUGCUGAAUUUCGCUGCCCCAGAAUCGCUCUACUUCACCAACCUUUGCGGCAAUGGGGCCCAUAUACCAGGGCUGCAUCAGCUCCCUGCGUAUAGCAGAAGAGAGGUUUGCGCGCACCCGUGGUCUCCAUCAAGUUCGUGUGCGGCGGCUCCUCCGACUCAGAGCCGCCCCUUCGGAGGCUUCUGCCCGCCGUUCACCGGCUCCACCGGCGGCCUUGUCAAGGCGCACCCGGAGGAACGUGACCACGCUCGGUGCUUCGAAAAGACCCAGGAGGCUGGCAGGCUACAGGAAGCGGCGUAUGCUGCGUCGGAACACGGGAUCCGUGGAAUCUCAGAGUUAGAAACAGAGUCACACUGCUCUGAGACUCAGCUUGAUCCGGAUUCAUCAGCGCCCCUGAGCGGCACCAAGCAGGAGCACAAACCCACUGAGGCACCAUCAAAUAACGCGUGCUCCAGGACCACAUUUGGCCAAGGUGCCCCCUGGUGCUCCUCGCACGUGAAAGCCCGAAAGAAGAGGAAGCCUUACACGAAGUCCCAGCUCGCUGAACUUGAGAAUGAAUUUCUGCUGAACGAGUUCAUCAAUCGCCAGAAGAGAAAGGAACUGUCAGACAGACUCGCACUGAGCGACCAGCAGGUGAAAAUCUGGUUCCAGAACCGCAGGAUGAAGAAGAAGCGCCUCAUGAUGCGCGAACACGCUUUCGUCUCGUACUGAUGUGACCUUUGGACUUGAUCCUGAACCGGCUGGGGAAUUAUUCCAGACUUGCUGUGUCGUCCCUUCUCUGUUUUCUGUAUGUCUUCGCUGGUAUUAAAUUGUACGUCUCAUUUUUAUUAUUUGGAGUCGUGGGAAUGUUUUUGGAGCGGAUUAUUGAGCACAAAGCGCACGACUGCCACUCUACCGACCAGAUGUCUGAUCCUAUAUUUGCUCCUCUCUGUUUUCUGUCUCAGACAACAAAAGCACUUUGGCUAUUUUUAGGUAAGGAUGCCAGGAAAGGACCGCUUUCGCUUAAACCGGGAGUAUUUUCGCUGCACAAACGGGCACACUGUUGCACGCAAACACAUUUUGUUUCAUGGGACAAAAGUAAAAAGCUUAAAAUAUUAAGAUUCAAUGCUGAUAUUUCUUAUCUUAGAGCGCAAAGUUCGUAUUAGCUCAAGCUAAAUGAUAACAUUUUUCUUUUAUCGGAAUCCCUCUUUUUUUUUUUUACUACGAAGUUGUAUUUCGCGCGAAGGUUGUCUAGUGAUGACUCAAGUGGUUCCCUAGUAACAUUACUGUCAAGAUUGAAUGAUUAAAUAUUACCAAUAAAAUGUAGUAAAUUAUGUCGUGGUGACAUGUCCUUUCUAUCACACGUUUCGGCAAAGCAAAAUUCGUGCCCGCCUAUUUAAUUCCUUUCUGAAUCUACUUUAUAAUCUUUUAAAUCUUAUUUUCGUUUAUUUAUUUCUGGCUGAGCGAGUCGUUUGUUUGGGUAACAAUUUAAACGAGCAAUAGUGGAAGAAUCUGAGGGUGCUCCAUUAAACGAUAUAUAUUUGUUGUCUUUUUUUCCCCAUAUGGUUGCAAAGUGACUUGGUUCUUUUAUUCGGUUUAAUGCAUGUCGAAAGGGCAUUGAAUGUUUUUCUUUUUUUUAACACCAGAAAUGAUGCAUCUGUGGAAUUACAAAGAAAACCACGAACAGUCUCCUUCACGGACGGUAGGAAAAAUGGGUUGGUAGUCAGGACGCAACACCAUAAGACACGCAUCUGUAAAUAAACGUCAUUUUAAAAUAUUUGUUGUUGAAUAUUAUUGUAUAAUAUGUAUAUAUGGCGAUGUUUGUUCGUGUGUCAAUCAGAUACUCAGAUAUUUGCUCAGUGGAAUCUGUACCGCUUUUGCUAUUAGU
Messenger RNA from Xiphophorus maculatus (southern platyfish), 1946 nucleotides. It is a transcript of the gene hoxd12a, whose product is annotated as homeobox protein Hox-D12a. Gene Ontology annotation, molecular function: DNA-binding transcription factor activity, RNA polymerase II-specific; sequence-specific double-stranded DNA binding. The coding region runs from base 32 to 790 and encodes 252 amino acids. The transcript has 2 exons. NCBI's taxonomy places the organism in Eukaryota, Metazoa, Chordata, Actinopteri, Cyprinodontiformes, Poeciliidae. The record is from RefSeq and is a predicted model, not a curated record. Gene Ontology annotation, biological process: regulation of DNA-templated transcription.